AUUCUCAAGGAUUUCAGGUGUUGAUUGGCUGGACAGUCGAAGAUUGGAAAAACAUUGCCUGAUCUUGCUUCAAUCUUCAACUGUUCAGUUUGGGUGAGCCUGUACCUGCUGUAGCCUCAUAUUCCUGUUCUUAGCUGAAAGAAGUGGAACCCGAAGUGCGUUUCUGCUGUUGUAGCCCAUCUGCCUCAAGCGCUGACGUUUCGAGAUCUGAGAUGCUUUUUUGCUCACCAUGGUUGUAAAGUGUGGUUAUUUGAGUUACCAAAGCCUUCCUGUUAGCUUGAACCAGUCUGGCCAUUCUCCUCUGCCCUUUUCAUCAACAAGGCAGUUCGGCCUGCAGAACUACAGCAUACUAGAUGUAUUUUUUCCCCCCACACUCUUCUGUGUAAACUCUAGAGACUAUUGUGCAUGAAUAUACCAGGAGAUCGGUAGUAUCUGAAAUACUCAAACAAGCCCUGCACCAACAACCGUGGUACCUUUUUUUUUUCCCCAAAAAAAGAAACUUUGCAACAUAAUGUCCAUUUCUAAAUCAGAUUAUGAGAACCAAAAAGGAAUUCCUGUUGGUUUCUAAGUUUGUUUUCUGAUGCCCAGUGCUUAUGUUUCUUUGUCAUUUUCACCGUGAUGUUGUUGUCUUGCUCAGCCGUGGCUCUCUACAGACUUUCAUCAAAGGGAGGAGUUCCAAAGCACAGCAUUCACCAAAGUCAUGCUCAUGUUCAUGUUCAUCACAAGACAUAGUCGAGAGAACUUCUGAAUGCACCCAGAAACAAAGAUGAACUGGUUAUCGAUCUAUGCAUUUCUUUUUUUCUUCUUUAUUUUUAAGAAAUGUCAGACUGACUCCCAUUCCUGUGGGUAUCCCCCAUCCCUAUGGUGUAGCAGUUUGGAAAUCGCAGUGGAAUGUGGGGUUCAGAAACAGUGUAUGGAGCUAAAUGCCACCAGGCCUGUUCCAUCUUCCCCUCCUGUAGAGGUAUCUGUGUACUAUGAAAGCUUCUGUCCAGGUUGUAGAACUUUCCUGACUGGUCAACUUUUCCCUACCUGGACAAUGCUCGGAGAUAUCAUGAGGGUACAUCUAGUGCCCUAUGGCAAUGCAAAGGAACUUCCUGAACAGAAUUUGUUUUCAUGCCAGCACGGCAAGCUGGAAUGCCAAGCUAACAUGAUUGAGGCUUGCAUUCUGAAUGUCACUGGCCAUGCAGCGUUUCCAGUUAUUUACUGCAUGGAGUCUUCAUCGGAUGUGAUAAAUGCAGCUCAGCCUUGUCUGCAGUUGUAUGCCCCGUCAGUGGAAUGGGGGACUGUAGAAUCAUGUAUGAGAGGAAGUCUCGGACAUCGUCUCAUGCAUGAGAACGCCCUGAAGACUCAAGCUCUCAGACCACAACACACCCAUGUCCCUUGGGUCACAUUCAAUGGGUUAUACAGGGAUGACUGGGAAGAUAAGGCAAUGUCUACUCUCUUUAACCUCAUCUGCAAGUUGUAUAAAGGAAUCAAGCCACCUACCUGCACUGGAGCUCCGACGAAACUGGAUCAAAGCUUUUGUUACAGCUUUUUUUAAUGUGUACCAAUGCAGUUGGUUACUCCUUCUAAGCCUAGAUAAAGGAAACCUAGGUUAAUCUUUACAUGUAUGAUAUGAGUUAUGUGCUUCUUAAAAAAUGUUUACUUCAUAUUAGAGGUGUUAUAGCUUAAAAUAACUUAACACAACACUUCCUAUUACUUUCUGUUCCAUCACAAUAUUUUACUGAAACAUAACAUAGUAUAAAUGCAACUAAUAUCCGCAUAAGCACAAUACAUUAAAAAGGAGUGAACUCUAUAGAGGCCUGGUUUUGCUUCAUAGAAAUAAUACUAUAC
Messenger RNA from Ictalurus furcatus (blue catfish), 1833 nucleotides. It is a transcript of the gene ifi30b, whose product is annotated as IFI30 lysosomal thiol reductase b. Gene Ontology annotation, molecular function: oxidoreductase activity, acting on a sulfur group of donors, disulfide as acceptor. Gene Ontology annotation, cellular component: lysosome. The record is from RefSeq and is a predicted model, not a curated record. Lineage: Eukaryota; Metazoa; Chordata; Actinopteri; Siluriformes; Ictaluridae. The transcript is spliced from 7 exons. Bases 749 to 1540 code for a protein of 263 amino acids.